Molecule: messenger RNA, 1807 nt
Organism: Mizuhopecten yessoensis (Yesso scallop)
Lineage: Eukaryota; Metazoa; Mollusca; Bivalvia; Pectinida; Pectinidae
Product: monocarboxylate transporter 12-like
Exons: 5
Coding region: 1-1794 (597 amino acids)
Biological process (GO): monocarboxylic acid transport; transmembrane transport
Molecular function (GO): monocarboxylic acid transmembrane transporter activity
Source: RefSeq, a predicted model, not a curated record
AUGAGCGACACCGGGCAGACGACUAAGACCACCACUGACCAACACGAGCCAGAGAAGAAUGUCCAAUCGGACUACAGCCAUCUUCCGAUUGACCACGGUUGGGCUUAUGUUACCGUCUUUGGCUGCUUCGGUGUGUGUGCCCUUGUUGUGGGGACUGUGAAAUCAUUUGGCGUCAUUUUAGUGGAAUUGUCCCGUCGGUUCAAUGUUCCGGCUAGCGUACUGAUCGGUCCGCAGUGUCUAGCCGGCUUCUUCCAUCUGUCACUAGGUCCCGUGGCGAACGCCCUCAGUGAACGAUACUCCCACAGACUUGUGGUAUUUGUCGGCGGGUUAGUGGCUACCAUUGGUCUAGUUAGUACAUCGUUCGUCCAAUCAGUGCCCGCAUUCUACGUUACUUAUGGAGUACUGUCAGGAGUUGGUUUUGGCUUGUGUUUAUCUCCAUCCAUCACCUUCCAGGGAUUUCACUUCCGGAAGCGACGCGCGCUUGCUAAUGGACUUUCCGGAUCUGGUGCUGGAGCUGGAGCGUUUGCUCUACCACCCGUCAUCCGGGUUCUCAUCAACUAUUACGGUCUUGGAGGGUGUCUACUCCUCGUUGGGGGUUUUAUGUUCAACACUUGUGUUUUUUGUUCUCUUUAUAGGCCUCCCUCCUAUUGGACGUUGCUUAACAGAGCCAAACGCAAAGUGGAUAGUAAGGCAAAAGACGAAGAAAACCUGCACUUAGAUAGGGAUACUACACUACCAUUAUUGGUAAAAACAAAUGGUUUUCACUCAGAAUCAGCUGAUGAUAAAAGUGAUAAUAGAGUAAGAAGCGAUACCAAUCCAGACGAAAGGAACAGAGAUACACAACAGGAAGCUCUGUACAGUCAGCCACCACUAAACCAGGAACAAUCGCUUCAUGUAAAACUUCUUAAUCUAAAACUAAAUGAAACAGACCAUCACUUAUCCACUUCGUCACUGCCGUGUAUAACCGGUAAACAGAUCAGUGUAGGAGGUAUAACACGACAGAGAACAGAGUCAGUCAGAGUGGGCUCCGCUCAACAAAGCAAAGCGCUAACAUCAAACGAUCUUGCAAAAAGUUUCUUGUUCGCAAGUGUGGAAUCCUUCCCCUCUCUCACCGGAUCAAGACUGUUCCAUACUGAUAUACAGGAGCAUAACGGACACGCCCCCGUUGAUGAAUCAGAGGAAAUCGUCAAUACAAAGAAAAACAGAAUAUUAGAAUGGAGUUUACUAAAGAGUCCCACUUACCUUGUGUUUAUAUUUGCAAUAUUUACGGGAGUGAUGGGUCAACACUCCCUGUUCAACAUUCUACCCCCAGUGGUCAAUGAAAUGGGGAUCAGUGACGAACAGGGUGCCGUAGUGGUGUCCGUUCUGGGCGCAGCUGAUCUCAUCGGUCGAAUCUUUUUUGGUUGGUUAGCCGACUUCGGAUUUAUACAACGUCAAACAAUGUAUCAGAUUAACCUGAUGUUGUUUGCCCUGAUAGGGUUCAUUGUGCCUCACGUGACCUCAUUUAUUGGAUUCUGUUUGCUGUCCAUGUUGCUUGGGUUUUUCUCCGGGGGUUACACGGGAAUUCAAGUGGCAGUACUCGCAGACAAGGUUGGGGUCGACAAACUGUCCAGCGCCUGGGGAUUUGCCGCCUUUUUCGCCUCACUAGCACUACUGGUGAAUCCCAUGCUGGCAGGUAUGAUUCGUGACGUCACGGGGUCGUGGCUAGGUGCACUCAGACUUGGAGCAGGUGUAGCAGCGUUUGGAUCAGGAUCACUAAUCGUUGAAGUUGUUCUGAACAGGUUACGACGCUGACCACGUGAUUAUA